AUGUUCCUGCAUGUGCUGCCCCUAACGGACACGGCAUUCAGCAUCGUCCAGCCAGCUUUGCACCUCAAAUUCAAGGCAAAAGUGGCAGAAUUGAGCAAGUUACCUCGAAACAUUUCUUCCCAGCACACUCAGCUUUCCUCCCUUCUUCUCGACGUUUACCCAGAUCACUUCUGCUCUUCUUGGCCGUCGACUUUCGACAACGCUACGUAUCUUUUUCGGAAGACUCCACAUUCCAAGCCAGGGAUCGUGGCGCCGAUCUCGCGCUACCAUUGUUUACAUCCAACGAAUGUCGUCCUCGACCCUCGACCCUCCCCGCCUCCUGCAUCUUCGUGUCCAGACGAAGGUGCUUUGUUUGAGUUGGGCCCACGUUUCACACCCUGCCUCGCUCCGGACGGAAUUGAUGGAGCUAACGACCCCUCUUCGACGAUAUGA
Messenger RNA from Cyclocybe aegerita, 432 nucleotides. NCBI's taxonomy places the organism in Eukaryota, Fungi, Basidiomycota, Agaricomycetes, Agaricales, Hemipholiotaceae. The record is from the annotation of a GenBank genome assembly.